AUGACCACCAGACGGCGCCUUCCGCUGGGGCUCUUCGCGGCGGUGGACCUCGGUUCCCGCAGCUUCCACCUCACCGUCGCCCGGGUCCACGGCGAGAACAUCGAAGUGGUGGACCGGGUGAAGGAGCCGGUGCGGCUCGCCGCCGGCAUCCGGAACAAGGCCGUCGAACCCGCGACGUGGCGGCGCGCCGCAGCCGCGCUCGCCCGAAUCGGGGAACGCAUCCGGGAUAUCCCGGCCGGCCAGGCGCGCGCGGUGGGCACCAACGCCUUCCGGCAAGUGAAGGACCGGAAGGCAUUGCUCGGCGAUGCGACGAAAGCUCUCGGGCAUCGGGUGGAGAUCAUCUCCGGCGUGGAGGAAGCGCGGCUCAUCUAUGUGGGAGUCAGUACCCUUUUUCCGGAGGAAAACGGCCGCCGGCUGGUGCUGGAUAUCGGAGGCGGCAGCACCGAAUUGGUCAUCGGACAGGGGGAGGAGCCGCUCCGGGCGGCAAGCCUCUAUAUGGGGUGUGUUUCCUUCACGGGCCGCUUCUUCCCGGGCGGCGUGAUCACCGAGCCGGCCUUCGUCGCCGCCGAGACCGAGGCCCGCCGCGAACUCGAGACCGUGGAGGAAGGAUUUCUGGCGCUCGGGUGGUCUCGGGUGUUGGGAUCCUCCGGCACGGUGCUGGCCGCCGCCGAGCUUCUGCGGUCAAACGGCGGCCUGACCCGGGUGGCGCUGAAGGGGCUCAGGGACCGGAUGAUCCGCGGCGCCCACGUGGAAGCCCUCGCCCGCGGACCCGCUGCUAUUCCGGGGUUUCCCGCCGAUCGGGCGUUGGAUUUCCCCGGCGGCAUCGCGGUCCUGCGCGCGGCCAUGGAGACCUUCGACAUCGAAAGGAUCGAGCCGGCCGAGGGAGCGCUCCGUGAGGGCGUGCUCUUCGACCUGAUCGGCCGGCGCCGGAGGCAGGAUGUCCGGGAGAGCACGAUCCGGAACCUCAUGACCCAGUACCGCGUGGACCGCGAACAGGCGGAGCGGGUCAAGGCCACCGCGCUGGUCGGCCUGAGACAGCUAAAGCGGCCGUGGGGCCUCGAACACGAGGCGCACGAACGGUUUCUGCGCUGGGCGGCCGAGCUGCAUGAGGUCGGCCUCUCCGUCUCCUUCAGCGGCCAUCACCACCACGGCGCCUACAUCGUGCGCAACACGGACAUGCCGGGCUUUUCGCGGGACGACCAGGAACUGCUCGCCGCGCUGAUCGAGACCCACCGGCAGAGGCUGCGGCCCGGGCGCUUCGAGAAGAUGACUGCCGCCGAUCCCGUCACCAGCGGCCGACUGGCCGCCAUCCUGCGGAUCGCGGUCCUGCUCUGCCGGCGCCGCAGUCGCGAGCCCCUGCCCCUUAUUGAGGCCAGCGCGCCCGACGGUCAGCUUGAGCUCGCUUUCCCCCCGGGCUGGCUCGACCACCACCCCCUGACCCGCGCCGGCAUCGCGAAGGAGGCGGAACAACUCGCGGCCAUCGGGAUCGAGCUCCGCGUCCGGGAUCGCUGA
Molecule: messenger RNA, 1512 nt
Organism: Geodia barretti
Lineage: Eukaryota; Metazoa; Porifera; Demospongiae; Tetractinellida; Geodiidae
Source: the annotation of a GenBank genome assembly